This is a messenger RNA of Colletotrichum orchidophilum, 1674 nucleotides long. RefSeq lists its product as uncharacterized. The transcript has 2 exons. Gene Ontology annotation, molecular function: RNA polymerase II cis-regulatory region sequence-specific DNA binding; DNA-binding transcription factor activity, RNA polymerase II-specific. The record is from RefSeq and is a predicted model, not a curated record. The coding region runs from base 1 to 1674 and encodes 557 amino acids. NCBI's taxonomy places the organism in Eukaryota, Fungi, Ascomycota, Sordariomycetes, Glomerellales, Glomerellaceae. Gene Ontology annotation, biological process: regulation of transcription by RNA polymerase II.
AUGGACGCAACCAUGAUGACGGCCCAGGCAAUGGGACAAGCUCCCUUCCUAUACUACCGCCCCGAACAGAAGCUCGACACCUCGAGGCACCGCGGUCACUUUUCUCAGCAGCCCAACAUCUCCCAGCACAUGGCCAUGUACCCCAUGGUUCCCACCCUGCCUUCAACGCCCAUCUACUCGCGUCCCAACUCGUCCUGCUCCCAGCCCAUGGGUCCCACGCUGUACAGUAACGGACCCGCGAACAUGACGCCUAUGGCUUCUCCUCAACCCAUGAGCCAUAAGCCCGCCAUCAUGCUCGAGACGGAGAUCUACAACGAGAGCCUCUACUUCCCUUCGACGCCGCCGCUGUCGACGUGUGGCAGCACCAUCAGCAGCCCCAACGCUAGUUACGAUCUCCUCCAGACACCGAUGAACCCUAUGUUCUCCGGUCUGGAUGGCCUCGACGGUAUGGAUGGCUUCAAGGAGACGCUGGAAGUGCCUGAGAACCAAGCCGUAGACUGGAGCAGCUGCGGGUCACCCCCGAUGACACCUGUCUACCUCCAAAACCAAGCAGCCCAGGUCCCCUCGCUUAACACCAACACAAGCGACCUCCUGUCCACCGCAUCUUGCCCUUCGCUUUCUCCCUCACCCUCACCGUACGCCAGGUCUGUCGCCUCCGAACAGGAUCUUGACUUUUGCGACCCUCGCAAUCUUACUGUCGCUGCUGCACCCAACACCUCCAACCCGACCUUGGCGCCCGAGUACUCUGCAUUUACCCUCGGUGAUGAGCUCAGGAGUGAAGUUUCUGCCAAGACCCCUACCUCGGCCCCUUCUCAACCGACUUUUGACUUCAACCCUGCCAUUCCUCACGGCCUGCCCGCAUUUGAGGACCUGAGUGACUUGGAGUCCGAGGACGACUUUGUCAACGGUCUCGUCAAUCUCGGCGACGCCCAUUCUGCUGAGGUCCGCCGCCCUCGCGCCUGCACCGGCUCCAGCGUCGUCUCCCUCGGCCACGCCAGCUUUAUCGGCGAGGAGUUCAACUUUGACGAGGCUGAAUUUUCCGCGCCCGCCUGCCUUCCCAGCCCUUCUUCCUCCUGCUCGGACAACGACUGCCACCAGGUCAAGCGUCGCAAAGUCGUCAAGGAGACGAACGAGCCUGCGCCCAGCAUGAACGCAGCCUCUGAAUCUUCCCAGGCUGCCAGCAGCGAGCAGCGCUCCAACAGCCAGGCCCCCGCUUCCGAGGCCAACAGCUCCUCCGACUCUGAGUCCAACUCUGCGCCUCUCCCGGCUCCCGUGAACCGCCGCGGCCGUAAGCAAUCUCUCACCGAGGACCCCUCCAAGACUUUUGUCUGCGAGCUUUGCAAUCGCCGUUUCCGCCGCCAGGAGCACCUGAAGCGUCACUACCGCUCCCUCCACACCGGCGAGAAGCCUUUCGAGUGCCACGAGUGCGGCAAGAAGUUCUCCCGCAGUGACAAUCUAUCUCAGCAUGCCAGAACCCACGGCAGUGGCGCCAUCGUCAUGGAGCUCGACGACUCAGCCGUCCACUCCUUUGACCACAGCAUGAUGGGUCACCCCGAAGACUAUCACACUCUUGGCAAGGUUCUCUUCCAGGUUGCCUCUGAGAUUCCCGGAAGCGCCAGCGAGCUCUCCUCGGAAGAUGAGAACAGCAAGAAGAAGCGCAAGCGCUCCGACUGA